Messenger RNA from Orussus abietinus, 9531 nucleotides. RefSeq names its product trafficking kinesin-binding protein milt (gene milt). NCBI's taxonomy places the organism in Eukaryota, Metazoa, Arthropoda, Insecta, Hymenoptera, Orussidae. The transcript has 8 exons. Bases 1359 to 4406 code for a protein of 1015 amino acids. The record is from RefSeq and is a predicted model, not a curated record.
GGUUAUGAAAGUAACUCGAGUUAUUUUUUGAUAUCGAACUAACGUCACGUUAUCGUAAUUAACAUGGAUAUGCCACGUAUGGGAUAAAUUCAUACGUUAUAGAUUCUUCCUGAGUUCACUUUCAUAACCAUGGGCACAUGUAUAUAUAGAUUUUUUUUGUAAACAUUUUGAAAAACAAGUUCUGCUUGUCCAUGCUGGAUUUCUGGGUCUAGGUGCAUUUUUAUGAAACAUAUAUUUUCGUCCGCGUCGACGUCCACGACGAAGUGCUAAUUACCGACACGUUGAAGAAUUGGUGAGAUUUUAUUAUCGCGAAGGUUCCCUCCUCAUUUGUAGAUUUGUAAGCGAAGGCGGUAUCGACUCGAAGUGACCAUCAGGGAGGAGUACCGGAAAGUGAUCGAAAUUGUAACAUGACGGAGUACCGUUAAGUAAUUAAGUGCACCGACAUGAAAGCUGAAGUGUGGACUGGAAACGGUGAGAAGAUGUGACACCUUUUAAUCCCGACGACUGAGAUGCCUUUCCUUAUUUCCGCAAUCGCUCUCUUUAGGGGGAAGAGAGACUACGAAGGAGUUAAAUACUCGUGAAAAUUGAAGAGCCCCCUGAAGGACUCGGUAAACGCUUCGAAGAGUAUACGCUUCGAGGUGUUCCUCGUCAUCCUUGAAGACAUACCUUUCCUCGGUAAAAAGCGCGCAAAAACACGAAGAUGUGUGUCUGGGAACACACCUGGGUGUGUUCUCUUUUGCAGGAGUGUCUAAAAUGCCGCUUCUUAGCCGGCGGCCUCUCGAGCUCACCCUGAAGAGUCGUAACGUUUACUUAUCCACCUUGAAGAUCGCUAAGAAAAUCUACGAUUCUUGAAAGCGCAUUUUGUACCAAUAUUUCGUUGAGGAGUCCGGAUGAUAAGUGAGGAGACGCUAAAUCCGAUUUAUUAACGAAACAAACGACCAUUGGGAGAUUAAGGACCCCGACGCACCAAAAUCCUUCCACGAAGCCAAGUACUUCCUAGUGAACUAGAACGUAGGACUCUUCGGCAUCCGAGAGCCAAAACUCCUCGGUUAGGAAAGGUCCAGAACUUACAGUAGCCACAAUUAAUUUAUAAGCGAAACCGGAAACUCUUCCUAAGUUCAGCAAAUCCCCAACGGACUAAAACCCAUGACUGUGAAACCGAUAGUCGCUUCCAGGAGUCUCUUCGAGAAGAGACCGAGCCAAAAUCCAGGACUUCCAGGAGCUUGACCCAGCUCUUCGUGGUCCAGAAUAGGAACCUCCACUUGGGUCUUCCGAAAUCCGACUUACAAGGAAAUAAAAAGUGAUUAAAGGAUUAAGAACAUCGGACUCCCCCAAAAUCAGCCGAUCGAAGCUAUGUCAUGACUAGCAACGAUCCUGGGCACUUCUCGAAACAGGAGAAGAGCCCGAACGGCCUCGGAAGGACGGCUCGCUCGCAGAGCUCCUCCAUCGUCUUCAAGGACUCCAGCUUCUCGUCCUUGGCCCUGGACGUGUCCUACGCCUCCGAGGAUUCUUCGUUCCAGAGUCCUGGGACGUCCUCUAGGAAGGAUGGCACCUGGCGAGGUGGCAGGGACGAGGAGAGUGAUCCCGAAUUGUGGGAGGAUCAUGGGGUCGUCGACUAUCUCGAGGGGAGGAUGUAUCCUCCCGAUGAAAGCACCCCCGAGGAACGAGAGGACGCUCUUCGAGAGGUCCUGGCAGAAACCGACAUCCACGAGGGAGACGGCGACCUCUCGGACUUCCUUUUCCACGUCGCCAGGACGAAGUACGGCCGGAUCUACAUCAAAGUCAUCAGAACACUGCUUCUGAACAGAGUUCUAUGUAGCAACCGGGUGAGCCAAAUGACCAAAACCUAUAAUGAUAUAGAAGCAGUGACAAGGCUUCUGGAGGAGAAGGAGAAAGACUUGGAACUGACGGCGCGCAUCGGCAAGGAGUUGCUGUCGCACAAUCAGAAGCUCGAGACGAAUGUGAGCGCUUUAGAGACCGAGCUGAAGUCCGCCAACGAGAAGAUCACUCAGCUUAGCCACGAACUGAUCAAGAAGACCGAGCUUAUCCAGGUGCUCACCAACGAUGUCGACGAGUCCGGCUCGGAGGGUGGAACGCCCACCGGGAUGCGAGGCAUCAACCUGGACAUGAUGCAGAGGAGGAUCAGCUCCCUCGAGGAUGAGAACAAACAGCUGAGGACUGAAUUUAGCAAGCUGGUACAUGACGCCGACGAUUGCGAGGAACAGGAGGCCCGCCUCGUGAAGGACAUCGCUGCUCAACUCGCGAAUGCCAAUAUGGAGGUGGACGGGAUAGCGGAAGAGCUUGGGCGCCAGAAGGAGGAGAAUCGGUUGCAGCACGAACAGAUUGUCAGCCUGACUGCUAAAUUGGCCGAGACGGAGCUGAGGUUGGCACAACUGAUGGCGGAACAUGACGAAGUAGGAGCGACUCUAGUCAUUACCAGGGAUAACCAAAACACUCUUGCCACCGAGUUAGCGGAAUUCAAGGAUCGGUAUGCCGAGGUUGUUGCCUUGCUGGCGGAAACGCAGGAGCAGCUGAGGACUCAGAGGAAGAGAGGGUUGCCGAUUGUGCGUGGAGGAACUUUGUUCCCUUCGUUGAGCACAGUUGCACAACCCGAUUCCAUUGCCUCCGAGUUGGAAUCGUCACUCUAUUCCGAGCUCAGUUUGGAUUCUGGUAUUAGUACCGACAGAACACCAACAUAUAAGAAAGUCUUCGAGACGGUACGCAGUGCUUCUAGAACGUCGUAUGCAGGUACUGCGGAUGCGAAUCAGUUCCCGCGUUUAGGCAUGAUGACAACGUCGACCUUGUCGGGCGGAUCAGCUGGACCACGCAUGAGUUGCGGACCACUGCGACCUCGAGCAUCCUCUGGGUUCCCCAGUCUGGAUUCCACGGGUCAUAGCGAUAGCGAAGGUUCCCUUUUGACUGAUGGAGAGGAAUAUCCUGGACCUCAGCAAACUGGAGUACCUGGAGCGCCCGGAGCAGCUGACCUGGAAGCAGCAUUGCGUCGGUUAACGCCAGCAGAAGUGAUAGCUCGUCGCGCGUGUCUCAGUACGGGAGCAGGGUAUAAUUUUGACUACGACACCGGCAUCCAAACCCCUCCAACGUUCCUUCCAUUCGGCUGUCGCACUCCCGACAGCAUCAUGUCGACCGGCAGCAGCGGCAACCUGAGCGGAUUCAGCGCCAACAGCGGCAGCAACGGUUGGCGAAUACCCGAGAAGCUGCAAAUCAUCAAGCCCAUGGAAGGCUCCCAAACGCUGCAUCACUGGUCGCAGUUGGCCACUCCAACCUUAGGGGGGCUUCUGGAGGAAAGACCGGGAGUGAAGACUCGCGGAGGUCGUGGGCUGGAAGACCUAGGUUUGGAGACCUUCACCUUAGCAGACCUGGAAGAGGACGAGGAGUACGCGAACCCGGGGAAGCUCUUCCAAGACACUGGCUCGGUCUACACGUACACAAACAGCACGGUCAUGCACCCCGACGACCACACCUUGAUAACUCCCAGCGUCAGCGGCAGCAGAGUCGCGUCGGCUCCGAGCAGUCAGCUCAACUCCGGAAUGAACACCCCUCGAACCUUGAGUCGACGCAACUCCACCUCCACCUUUUCGACCACUUUGGGCCUUGCCAAAAUGCUGAACGAAAGGGGCAUCAAGGCCGUGACACCGUCUUGCGUGGCUACGCCGACCGGCGAGCGCAACUUCACCCCCACGGCCACACCUUGUAACAGUCCCGAUGGCAGUCCAACGCCGUCGAGGUCGACCUCUCCACCUCGAGACCGCGACUCGGGAGGCAGUCCCUUAUCUCUGAGUCUGUUCAGCAGCGGGGCCGAGCUUCUGAAGCGCACUUUCGGUAGCGAGGCGCCGGUGCAGAAACGCAAGCGCACGAAGCCGGCGUUGUCGCGGUCCGACAAGAAAGCUCUGACCGGCAUCAGGCUAGUAGAGAAGCUGGAGAGAAUCGGCAUCGACACCAUCAUGGCCACCACGUCGAGCUCGUCUAUGUCUCCUCUGGCUCUUCAGGGUGCCCUCUACACCAGGCGGUCCACGGACAGCCCGAUGACUCAGUUGACCUUCCUCAAGACCUCGAUAUCGUCCAGUAUUAGUCAGGAAAAGCUCGUUUCCCCGUCGUCAUCGUCCUCGGUCAGCGAGACGUCCUCGUCGAAGCCUCCCUUGCCGCCUGGUAAACAGAAGGCCGAGGGCAGAGACUCGGAUCUUGGAGUACCGAGUCGCCCUGGCUCGGGGGCCCUCAGCUCUAGAUUGGCUGCUCGUCAACGACGAUCGGGAGCUGGGGCCACGAGGCCGGACUUGGGACAGGUCAAGUCUGCUGUCUCCACUCCCGACACUAAAGAGACAACGACGCAGUCUGCACUCGGUACCAUUAGUUCGCUACUAUUCGGCCGCAAGGGAGGACUUCUUUAAUCGCGGAUGCUAGUCGUAAGUGUUAUCAAAGCCUUCCUUGUAGUCUGGUGCAAGUCGAUUCGCUUAGUUAACACUCGCUGUAUUUCGACUCUCUGGUUAUUAUGAAGACCCGGGAAAGGUGAAUGAUCGCAUAUCCAGGGAAGACACCAGAUUUUGCAAUUUAUACCGUCAUCUUGUUUCCUUCCGGAGACAAGGGAGGCUCUUGAUCCUAGAUGUCAUGACCUACGCUCACUUUGGUUCGGUUUGAAGCAAUCGGUUCAUGGUUCGGUUUCGAGUUCUUGGAUUGCCCUAAUGUGUUGAUCUAUUAUUAAAUGCACUGUGGCGUAUUUGCGUCCUGCGAAAACUUGUGCUUUUACCGUUGACGACGACGACGAUGAUGACACGAGAAUUCCUAACGUACAAGCGAAUAUACAAUGAUACGAUACCCAAGUACGAGCCCGGAAGGUGCGUUAUAUCCUUGGAGAGGGAAUACAUUUAUUCAUCUAAUUGCAGAUAAUUUUACAACACGUUGCCCUUGAAUGGUUAGACAUUUUAUACUUCUUUUUCCUCCCUUCGGUACAAACCAGGGUCCAUCACGAUCUUUUUGAUUUUAAUUCACAAAAUUCACACGUAUACAUUGCAAGUGUUUUAAAACAAAUUUAUAUAACGUCUGUUAUUUUCAUAAAUCUAUCGGACUUUCCAUGAAGCACGGAAUACUGCAGUCUUGCCUCGAUAGCAUUUCACUGAUGCUGCACGCACGGCUACAUAUUUACGUGAUUCAUUAAAAUACCUGGCCAUACUUCGGUAAACUUCGAUCGUCCUAAGGCGCUCGCAUGCCGUGAUAGUCCUAGUAAUAACAAGCAAAAACAGUUUUAUGGGUAUUCUAUUCAAUAUACGACUCGAAUCCUUUAAAAGUACCUCUUGAACCAUCGGGAUAUACCACCGUGUGUGCUCGAUGGGUCGUAGAGAAAGCAUUAACUUAGAUCGUUAACACGCUCAGGCUGCUAAUUGUACCUGCUCGCCAUCGAUUCACUGCAAACUCCAUCAGACCAUCUGGAAGAGGUUCCUCCUGCGUCAGGAACCACUGAAAUUACCCGAUGGAUUCUUCUUUAUUCACCGGAGGGGGAUGAACCUCUCCCAGAAAGGGUAAACCACUCUUAGCAGAAUCGUCAGAGGUAGAGAUCAUGUGUAGAAUUAGCAGCAACAAGGGCAAGAACGCGAUUGCGUCCUUUAUACGAAUUGCAGACCCACGAGGGUAACCAGGAAAGGAGAGCGGUGCACUGUAUAUAGAACUUGCAGUUAGUGCGAGAGAGAAAAUAAGACGUUAGUUUAAUAUAUAUAAAUAUAAACAUAUAUAUAUGGAUAUGUAUACUUGCGUGUUUCCCAAGACGUCGAGAUUGGGGAGCAGAGCUCAGGGAGGUGAACGGAGAACAGAAACCAACGGGGAUUGGGAACUCCGUGUUAUCGGGUUAUCGUUAUGGGAAAUAGUAAAUAUCGAGUCGACAGGGUUGGCGUAGAUUUUUACAGUUCAAUCAAAUUUAGUUAUUGGUUAGCCGAGAUUAUUUACUAUUUAUGUUGACAUAGACUCGCAUAAACGCUUCCGUGAGUAUUCCCGCGGGAGCGUGGAAAGUACCUUCAGAAGAGACCGGGGGAUUUUAAUUUUAAUCGAGCUGUAUAUUUUCGAGCAAGUCCCUGGAAAAGUCACUUUUCUUCAUCGGUUAUGAAUCUGUCAUCGACAUUUUUCAUAUCAAUAUCAUUUUUACUCGGAGUCGCGAACUCGAGGGAAAAUGUUACCGGGGAAGAAUUCUGACUUUGCGAUGAAUCUAAGUUUCUUUCGAUAUUUAUUGCUUACUUCUCGGAGAUAUCGACUCGAUUCUUGUCUCAAAUGUUUGUCCCGUUUAUUUAUUACCACUGCUGUUCCUUUUAAACCUCGAAGCCUCGCCAAUCUCGCGAGAAAGGGUGUGCACAAACGUCGAAACGAAUUUUAAUUUGGUGCUAAGUAUAUCCCUUUCGUCGGACUUAUUCAUGCUUCCACUUCAUUUUUUUUUAUUACGACUGCGUUCGAAGAAAAAAAAAGUUUGUGGCUUUCGUUGAAGUUUCAGUUCCUUGGCGAUUCUUGCGCAAUUACGGUGCGAUUCGCUGGUGCCGCUCUUUAGAGAAAGACCGCGCAUUUAGCAGAGGCAGCAUUUCAUUUUGCAAUUGUUUUUCUUUUAGCUCUUCCGAGUUUAUAUUUUUUUUUUUCCCCCCAUUUUAUUAUUCUUCUUCCUUGCAAUCUCGGAUGGAUUUUAUCGCGAUUACGUGUUCACGAGUAGUUUAUUAAUUAUUAUUUUUCGUCUAGGGGUAUAUAUAGACGCGUAUCGCGGAAGAGGUGCGCUUAAUAUUAGCUUUAACGUAGCCCCUGUACAUACCAUGUAUACAUAUAGGAAGUAGGUAAACGUUAAUUGACUUAAGUUCUUAAGAGAGAUAGACAGAAAAGCAAGGAAAAAGGUUUCCCCUCGUUGUUUCUGUUCUCUUGGGUCUCGAUUUACAUCCUUUCGUUAACUCGGCUUUAACGGGAGGCAACAAGCAUGAAUCGUUCCUGCGUUCCUUUAUGAAGUCGCAAUAGCGAAGCACGCAUGCAUUUUUAGAUCAUCGGUUGAUUACGAGUUCAUUUAGAACGGCCAAAGAAAGGACUACAGGGAACAGAACGGAAGCGAAUGGAUUACGCGAAUAGACAGAAAUCGGCGAUGCACGCCAUUUUUACUAUAUUUUUGUACCUCGUUUGUGCGAACUCGAAUUGUUUUCAUCGUGUGCGUAAUUGUUGGCGCUUGUCUCGGUAUACGAUUCAGGGUUUAUGUAUUCGAUUCAUCGAGUAACUGUAUUUGAUUCGUCGAAUAAAUUAACUGUUCGUUAUAUCUGUAUUAUUUGCGUCGGUUAAUGUUUACAGUAUAUUUAAUAUCAAUUUUGACGCACGCACAAAAUAUCAUAAAAUUGAUAUCGAAUUUUGCCAACGCUAUCAUGACACAUGUCCACUAGAUCAUACAGAAAGGCCAGCCUGUCGUUUAUUUACACUACCGGUACUAUUCAAGUAUUUAUUACAAACUUUUACCAACGAAUAUUUCCACAAAUUAUGCAGGAUGUUUAUUUACCAUUGUAUCUUACCUUUAUUUAUACAGUGUAUAUAGAACGCGAAUGAACAGUAGAGUUUAAAAAUUAUGCGAAUAACGGUGUAGGGACGACGGACAACGAUACCUAAGAAGGUGGAAUUAUAAACAAAGCUGAUAUUGAAGACGAUCGUUUUUUUUUUACCUGAGAUCGAGGACGCUUUGCUUUAGGGAUUUUACAUUGCGGCUUUAUAAAGGAACUCUUCUUACUCGACGUAACCACGGCGAAUUGCGUUUUACUGUACAUACGCCGAAGGCAAUGACAAUUGGUUACAAGAAUAGGAACGGAAUAAAAAUGGUGGUCGAGAGCAUGGCCUAGAAGCGACUUGGUUUCGGUUGAAAACCUGCUCCGUGUAGAUAAGUAAAUAACGAGCGGAACGAUGCGGGAACUCGUGCAUCCUGUGUAUCAUAAACUCCUAGAAUACACCGAUCACCUAAUGCGAGCGCUAGUUUACCGGUCGUGUACCGAAAUGUAACUAAAAGUGAUCGGGGAAAGCGGUGAGCAAGCGGGAGAGUUGCGUUUAUCUUGUUAUCAUCGACAACUAUGGUAUGUCCUUUUAGUGGUUUCGAGAGAGACGACGAUUUCAAAGACGAACCGGCAAAGCUUAUUCGUAUCGAAUUUCUUUUUUUUUUGACGAUUCUUCUAAAUUUUAUACUUAAUACCCUUAUUUUUUUAUUUCUACGCGGCUUCGGUACUUCGGAGCAUUCGGGAUUUCUCGUGGACACCCUUUUCUGUUGCGGGGUCUACGGCAGCGCCGUCAAGCCUUGGUGGCGGAAAUCCGAACUAGAAUGAAAAUUCGCAUGCGUUGGAUUGUUUCUUGUAAUGGUCGGAGCACUCGCGCCAAGAUGUGACUUCUAUAUUGGAAUAAUAACUCUUAAUCAUGGACAUACAUGCACGUCUGUUUUAUUUUCAAGUACAAUUAAAUCCUAUUAUCGAGGUUACUACUGUUUUGUUACAUACUCAGUGGAACGUUUUAACAUAUUUUUAAUAAUUAUUGUAAUUAGACAUAAGUCUAAUACCCACGUUUGACGGCAGCUAUUGUGCAUCUUUAGGUGACCUCAAGUUUGGAUGGAUUUAAAGAAAUUACGAAUUAUUUUGUAUUAUUAUUUUAUUUUUACGAUUUCAUUUUAAUGCACGGUCUUUGUGGAGUGAAUGUUAAAUACAAUUUCUGACGUAGGAGCUACUUUUGCCUUGGCUUAUGGUGGACCGACCAUUACAUGCGUCGAUUAUGUAUCGCGAAUUAAUUGCGAUGAUUGCAUGAAAGGUGCGGUGGUACUUAAGAGACCUUCGUUUGUCACGACCCUUGCAGGGAAGCUUCAUUCGGUGUAAAUCGUAUCCGACAUGCCUUAUCGAGAAUAAGAAUAUGGUCUCGAUAAUACACUGCUGAUAGUGUUGUCAUAAUAAGGAAAGUCACGGAAUAAUGAAAUACCCAUGCGCGUUAAGUCUGAUUUAUUUCUCGAUUAUUCUAUCGUUAUAUAUUAUAGAUAAUAUUAAUAAAAGAUCGAUUAACGCACUACAGUGCAUUUUGCUGCGAACAGUAUUUUUAUUUAAUAAUCUAUGGUGUUAUUAAACACAUGACAAAUUAUUUAUUGUUUGUUUAUUUCUGGAUUCAUUUUUACCUUAAUGAUCUUUAUUCAUUUGCCUUAUUGCCGCGAUUCGACAGAAUAGGCGGAACUGUAUUGCAGCGCAUUGUCCACUUUUUUCUUUGUACAGUUGUCCGCUUUUUUCAUCUAUGAUUUUCACUUCCGUUAAGUAUUGCAAUUUAUAUACAACAGGGCUUCGUGAAUUAUUUUCCUUACUUUGGCAGCACUUUCAGGAUCUUCGCAAUCUAAUGCUGGGCUCUUUUUCGUAUAUUCUCGACGUGUACGUCGACGCGCAGACAGACCCUUUGUUACCGCGAGUCAUUCGGAUGACGUUUACGCAGUUUUCGGACAACUGGUGUAGCGAUGUUUCAUGCGAUAUAUCAUAAACAAAAUUGAACAAUAAAUAUAUUUAAAUAAAA